This is a messenger RNA of Oryza sativa Japonica Group (Japanese rice), 1574 nucleotides long. RefSeq names its product transcription factor HHO6. Gene Ontology annotation, biological process: regulation of DNA-templated transcription. NCBI's taxonomy places the organism in Eukaryota, Viridiplantae, Streptophyta, Magnoliopsida, Poales, Poaceae. The record is from RefSeq and is a predicted model, not a curated record. Gene Ontology annotation, molecular function: DNA-binding transcription factor activity; DNA binding.
ACCGGAACCCCCAACCUUCCUCCGGUAUAAACGCGGCGAGAGCGCGACGCCGCAAACCAUUUCCACCGCCACCGUCUCCUCCCGAAUUCCGGCGAGGUGUUGUGGACGAUGGGGUCGUCGUCGGCGUCGGCGGCGCAGCACGAGGAGGCGGCGGCGGCGGCGGCCUUCGUCCUCGGCGGCGUCGACAUGCGGAUGCUGGCGGCGAGGACGGCGACGGGCGCGCUGGCGAGGGCGGGCGGCGGCGAGGCGGCGGCGGCGGCGGCGGCGGCGGCGAGGUUCGAGGAUUGCAUCCGGAGCCUCGAGGCCGAGAAGGCCAAGAUGGAGGUGUUCCGCCGCGAGCUCCCCAUCAGCGUCCACCUCAUCGCCGACGUGAUCGAGUGGCUCAAGGACGAGGUGGAGAAGCAGCGGCUGCUACGGCGGCGGCAGGUGGAGGCUCCGGCGGCGGCGCCGCCACCGGAGAUGUUCGCGCCGCCGGCGACGGCGAAGAGGAAGUCGGCGGCGUCGGCGGCGGCGGAGGGGGUGAAGGCGGAGGCGGACGCGAACGACAAGCGGAGCUGGAUGAGCUCGGCGCAGCUGUGGAGCUGCGGGAGCCACACAAGCACCAGCACCAGCAAUGGCGGCAGCGUCAAGAAGCAGCAGCACAAGGUGUCCAAUGCGUUCAUGCCACUGGCCACCUUGCCGGCGUUUGCAAAAUCACUGGAGAAAGCCGACGCCGCCGUGCCAGACCUGUCCCUCUCCUCCCGGGUGGCGAUGGCCGACGCCCCGGCAUGUCCGGCGGCGCCGAGCGCCACCAGCAGCGCCGUCACGGAUGUCGCUGUAGCGCAGCGGCAGCAGGCGGUGCAACGGAAGGCCAGACGGUGCUGGUCUCCGGAGCUCCACCGCCGGUUCGUCGCCGCGCUCCAGCGCCUCGGUGGCCCACAAGCUGCAACUCCCAAGCAGAUUAGGGAGCUGAUGAAGGUUGAUGGCCUCACUAAUGAUGAAGUCAAAAGCCACCUGCAGAAGUACCGGCUGCACACGCGGCGGGCAUCCGACGGCGGUGAUGGUGGCGGUGACCAUCAGACGGUUGGCGGCCGUCUAUGGCCGCUGCCACCGGAGCAAUACACCACCUCGCAGCACAGCACAUCGCAGUCUGGCUCGCCGCAGGGCCCCCUCCAGCUCACCGUGUCGUCGAGCCACGCCGUGUCAGUGACCGCCGGCGAUAGCUGCGACGGCGGUGAGGAGGAAGAGGAGGACGGGAAGUCGGGGAGCUAUAGCUGGGAGAUGCAGAAUGGGGCAAGGGCAUCAUCAUCAUCUUGAGCACCAUUAAUUAAUUGUCUCCAGGUGCUGCACAGCAGCAGUGACCGAAGAACUUAGGCCUAUUUCUGUACAGUGGUUGAGAGCUUUUUUUGGGCUUUUUUUUUGGAGGAUGAGAUUAAGUACGGGAGUUACCCAUGUGAGUAAUUUGAGUUGUUGUUGUAGAGGGUUUGAGAAUAUGAGAGGUGUUAAUUACAUCACAUUGUAUAAUCUUUGGGCUAAAUUGUGAUGUCGAGAUUAAUUAUUCUUAUGUGAGGAGAAUAUUGCUAGAUUAUUGUCCA